Daucus carota subsp. sativus is the source of this 2792-nucleotide messenger RNA. RefSeq names its product transcriptional corepressor LEUNIG. The transcript has 15 exons. Gene Ontology annotation, molecular function: transcription corepressor activity; protein binding. The record is from RefSeq and is a predicted model, not a curated record. Bases 269 to 2527 code for a protein of 752 amino acids. NCBI's taxonomy places the organism in Eukaryota, Viridiplantae, Streptophyta, Magnoliopsida, Apiales, Apiaceae.
GUUGCUUUGUCAAUUAAAAUUUUUUCAAGAUUCAAAGCCCAGCAACGCGGGCAUAAAUACUAGUAUGUGAUAGUAUAAAGUACUAUAAACAUAAACAUAAACAACAUAAUAUAAACAUUAAGCAGACACGCACCGCACCGCCUUUGUGUCCUACGUUUGUAGAAGCUUAUAGAAGAAGGAGCUUCCAUAUAAACAACAAUCCCAAGAAAUUUUCUUCCCUUUGUGAUAACAAUAGACAAAGAAUAUUACGCUACUCAUCAUCAUUAUUAUGGACGACCCAGAAAGAAUAUUGGAUGCUUAUAUACAUGAUUAUCUUGUAAAGAGGAGAUACAGUGCCACUUCCAGGAUAUUUCAAGCAGAAGCUGCAGUACCCUGCAACAGUACUGUUAUUGAUGCUCCAGGCGGUUUUCUUUAUGAAUGGUGGUCUGUGUUUUGGGAUAUAUUUAUUGCUAGGUACAAGUUGCAAGUUCCUGGAGUCUUAUCAAACAGUGAGACUCAAGUUACUCAUGAACAAGAGAAUCCACAACAACGGCACCAACAUUCCCUGGAAUCUCGAAGGAACUUGCAGAUGAAUGAAUACCUACUGCAAGGAAAAAUACAACAGCAGCAUCAGCAGUUGCUGGGGCAACAGAGGCGGAAGGAGAUUGAAAUGGACCAUAGAGCUCAUGACCUCUGUUCAAGGCAACCGGAUAUUAUGGCCAUAGAUGCAAAUAAAGCCUUAACAAUGAAUUCUCUCGCAGGACAGUCUAGAAAUAUUCGGAAUUCUCCAUCAGCAGGCAUUUCUUACCUUCAUCCGUCGAUAAAUGAAGGGGUCACCAAUACGCCCUUGGAGGGACAUCCAUUAAACGUCCGAGAUCACUUUCAACACAGACUUCAGCAGCAGCAGCAGCUGAAUUCUUUGUUGCGAUUUCCUCAAGCUAUGAAUCAAUAUCAGCCGCUAGAAAAUUAUAUACUUCAAGCACAGCAAAAAUCACUAUUACCUACUGGUAGUCUGGAGACUAGGCAACUGGGUAUGGUUCUUAAUGAACAGGUUACAGGCAGUUCAAAUGAUGGAAAGUUAUUUUCUGCUAGUGAAGUAGUUCCCAAUGAAGGUUCAGGUUUGCAAGAAGGGUACCCUCUUUCUGCUAGUGGGGAUGGAGAUGUGCUUACUAAGCAAACACAGCACAACAAUGAACACCGCCAACAAAGUCGGCAGGGUGCGAUUAGAAAAAAAUCACAAAAUUCAGAUUGCACCCUUUACAGAAAUGAUAAAGAAGGUUUUGGUGGCAGCAGCACAAUGUUUGAUGAUAGCUUGUCAAACAGCAGUCAACGAAAUGAUCAGGCUUCUAAAAACAAAACUGGGCAAAAGAGAAAGAUAUCCUCGUCAGCUCAUGCCAGAAAAGCAGUAACAACAAGCACUGCAGGUCCAUCCCCAACUGCAUUACCAGCAUCAUCUUCCUCGCACAGAGCGGUAGAUAGUCCACGAUUUUCUCGAUCUUCAUGUUUGCUUGGAAAUUAUGGUGGGGGAAAACAUGCAUCAGGCGCAUUGUCUACUCCAUUGGAUUGCUUUGCCGGUGGUCAAUCUCUUGAAGUCAAUGACAAUACAAAUAUGAUAUCUAACAGUGCAGAUCAUCAGGUUGAUCCAGGCGAAGGUGGUAGCACAUUUUCGGAAAUUGGGCAAAUCAGUGCAGCUUGUCAAGUUAAUUUUUGUAAUCUGUCAACAGACGGGAAACUGCUUGUGACAGGCGGCGGGUAUGAUAAAAAGGCCAACUUAUGGUCCACAGAUUUGGGGGAACUGAGAGGUGUCUUUGAAGAACAUUCUGAUGAGAUUUCUGAUGCUUGUUUCUCACCGCAGAGGCCUUGUAUUGCUACAUCUUCACUUGACAAAACUGUCAAGGUGUGGGAUGUUGAAAAACCAAGUUAUUCGCUACAAACCUUUUGUGGGCACUCUGCCCCUGUGACGUCGAUUGAUUACCAUCCGAUCAAUGGAGAUCUCAUAUGUUCUUGUGAUAGUGUAAACGAGAUUCGAUACUGGAGUGUUAAGAAUGGUGAAUGUGAUCGAGUUUUAAAGGGUGGUGGAACUAAGGUGAGGUUUCAACCUAAUCAUGGAAGGUAUAUUGCAUCUGUAGGAAGUGGAUUAUCUCUACUUGAUGUAGAGACCACCCAAGUGGUUUCUAAUCAAUUUGAGGUCAUACAGGGUCAUGCACUAAACAUACAGUCUGUUUGCUGGGAUUUUUCUGGUGAAUUUCUCGCAUCAAUUAGUGAAGAUCGGAUUAGAGUUUGGAAAAUCGGCUCUGGGGCACAACCUGACUGCAUUCAUGAAUUAAGCUUUUCUGGAAAACAAUUUCACUGUUGUGUUUUCCAUCCCCAUUACCGCGCGUUAUUGGUGGUUGGCUGCUCUCAGUCUCUGGAUCUUUGGAACAUGGUUGAAAACCGGUUGAUGACUCCAGUUGUGGAACCAGUUUGUGCAUUAGCAGUAUCAGAAACCAGCGGCUUGGUAGCUUCAGCUUCUUGGGACAAUGGUGUUAAGAUGUGGAAAUGGAUCUGAUGUUUGUGGUCAAGACAUGUAGCCCAUCACAUAUUGGUUUAAUAUGUACAUGCAACUCUAGCUGCUAAAUAUGAAUAUAUAUAAUAUUGCAUGCAUGGUGAAUCCAGUUGUGCUCGACAGUUGCUGUUCAUAUCCCAAAUUUUGUAAACAAUUGAUUCUUCCGUCGUUAAGUCGUUCUAGAUGGGAAGUGAAGUGAUGCACAUAUAUGUUGAACAAGUGGAUCAUCUUUUUUUGAUGUUAUGGAAGUUCUUUUUGUUGUGGAUCA